GAUACACACGAUAACUUCGUUGCAUGGCUUUUCGUGCAACCUCAUCGAUCUCGCAAUCUCUUCUCUCUACGCCUCAAACCCUAACCCUAACAGAGAGAAAGAGCCUAACCCUAGCUCUGGUGUGGUAGUUCCUCUUUCUCACCUUCUCCUUCAGAUUCUUCAGAGCUUUUCCAGGCACGCAAGAUGAAGGGCUUGUUCAAACCCAAGCCGAGGACGCCGACCGAGAUCGUCCGCCAGACCCGUGACCUCCUUGUCUACUUCAACCUUGGCUCCAAUUCACGUGAGAUUUCCGCGUCGAAACGGGAGGAGAAGAUGGCAGAAUUAUGUAAACUCAUCCGGGAGUUAAAGGCUAUUCUAUAUGGCAAUAGCGAAUCAGAGCCAGUCGCAGAAGCUUGUGUGCAGUUGGCUCAGGAGUUCUUCAGAGAGGACACACUACGUCUUCUAAUCAUUUGUCUCCCGAAAUUGAACUUGGAGGCCCGCAAAGAUGCAACUCAAGUUGUUGCCAAUUUGCAAAGGCAACAGGUUCAUUCCCGAUUGAUUGCUUCUGAUUACCUGGAAGCAAACAAAGAUCUUAUGGAUCAUUUGGUAUCCGGGUAUGAAAAUAUGGACAUGGCGUUACAUUAUGGUUCAAUGUUGAGGGAAUGCAUCCGUCAUCAGAGCAUAGCCAGGUAUGUCUUGGAGUCUGAGCACAUGAAGAAGUUUUUCGAUUAUAUACAGCUGCCGAACUUUGACAUUGCAUCAGAUGCCUCUGCAACUUUUAAGGAGCUUUUGACAAGGCAUAAAUCAACGGUAGCUGAAUUUCUUACAAACAAUUAUGACUGGUUUUUUGCAGAAUUUAACUCGAGACUGCUAGAGUCUAGCAACUACAUCACCAGACGUCAAGCUGUCAAGCUUUUGCGUGACAUGCUACUGGAUCGUUCCAAUUCUGAUGUCAUGGCGCGGUAUGCGAGCUCAAAAGAUAACUUGAGGAUCCUAAUGAAUCUUCUGCGGGAAUCGAGCAAGAACAUCCAAAUCGAUGCAUUUUAUUUGUUCAAGGGGCUAUUUGCAGGUAACGAGAACAACCAGCCUGAGAUUGUCAGCAUACUCAUUGCAAACAGGAGCAAGCUUCUUCGUUUCCUCAGCGACUUCAAGCUUGAUAAAGAGGACGAGCAGUUUGAGGCCGAUAAAGCUUUGGUUGUUAGUCAAAUUUCAGCCAUGGAACCCAGGGACAAUCCAUGAGUGGGGCUAUGCCGAUAUGUGGUUUCUUCUAUGUUUAUUUGUAAAUUUCAUGAGUUAUUUCUAAACCAGCAGCCAUUCCAAAGAUCUGUGGUAAUGAUCUGACGAUCAACACAGAUGAAAUGGCGCGACAGAUUGGGUCUGUCUCAUAACUUUAUUUGUAUGGUAGAUAAAUUCCAGGUAGAUUAUGGUUUUUCA
Messenger RNA from Magnolia sinica, 1413 nucleotides. RefSeq names its product putative MO25-like protein At5g47540. NCBI's taxonomy places the organism in Eukaryota, Viridiplantae, Streptophyta, Magnoliopsida, Magnoliales, Magnoliaceae. The transcript has 11 exons. Gene Ontology annotation, biological process: intracellular signal transduction. Gene Ontology annotation, molecular function: protein serine/threonine kinase activator activity. The record is from RefSeq and is a predicted model, not a curated record. The coding region runs from base 184 to 1218 and encodes 344 amino acids.